CGCAGCAACUCGCCAACUCCUAUAUGUGCCAUCAACAAGUACUUUCAUUUGUUUCUAUAAAAAAAAAAGGUACUUUCAAGUUUCAUCAAUCUCUAACAAAAGUUACAGAACGUUGCCUUGUCUUGUCCACAGCUACUUCAUUCAGCUUCUAUUUUUCUCAGUUCUACCAUGGUAAAAAACCAGUAUAUUCUUAACAAAACAUGAAUAUUCCUUAGUGCCCAUCGCAUAUGCUAUAAAUUAUGAAACAAAAAUUUAUACUUUAGUUGGGUUUAGAAAUUUGUGGGUGUGUGUUUUUUUGUGGCUAAUUGGAUUUUGGAUUGGAAGAUGGUGAUGGUGAUGGGAGUAGUGAGUUGGGACUAUAGUGUUCUUGUUCCUCUCUUUCUUGUGUUUUUUAUUUUGAGUGAUUUAGAGCUUUGUAAUGGUGGAAUAACUAGUAGUUAUGUGAGAAAUGAUGACUUAUCUCUGGAUAUGCCAAUAGAUAGUGAUGUGUUCAGAGUUCCUCCUGGUUACAAUGCUCCCCAACAGGUCCAUAUAACACAAGGGGAUCAUGAGGGUAAGGGUGUGAUUGUCUCUUGGAUUACCCCAGAUGAACCUGGUUCAAGUACAGUGCUUUACUGGGCUGAAAAUAGCCAGCUCAAAAGCCAGGCUAAUGGAUUUUUUCUUACCUACAAAUUCUUUAAUUACACUUCUGGUUUCAUUCAUCACUGCACCAUUAACAAUCUGGAGUUUGACACCAAGUAUUACUAUGAGGUCGGGGUUGGGAAUACGACAAGGAAGUUUUGGUUUAGAACUCCUCCUAGAGUUGGCCCUGAUGUUCCUUAUACUUUUGGCCUGAUAGGGGAUCUUGGUCAAACUCAUGAUUCAAAUAGGACACUCACCCAUUAUGAAUUAAACCCAACAAAAGGGCAAACAGUAUUGUUUGUUGGAGACCUCUCUUAUGCAGAUGAUUAUCCAUUACAUGACAACAACAGGUGGGAUACAUGGGGAAGGUUCAUAGAGAGAAAUGCUGCUUAUCAACCUUGGAUAUGGACUGCAGGAAAUCAUGAGAUCGAUUUUGUUCCUGAAUUGGGUGAACCUAAACCAUUUAAACCUUAUACAAAUCGUUAUCAUGUACCAUAUAAAGCAUCAGAGAGUACGUCUCCUUUUUGGUACUCCAUCAAGAGAGCUUCAGCAUAUAUCAUUGUUAUGUCUUCCUACUCAGCUUUUGGGAAAUACACUCCUCAAUACAAAUGGCUUGUGAAGGAACUGCCCAAAGUGAACAGGACUGAGACACCGUGGCUUAUUGUUUUUAUGCAUUGUCCAUUAUAUAGUAGUUAUGUACAUCAUUACAUGGAAGGGGAAACCAUGAGAGUGAUUUAUGAAGAAUGGUUUGUGCAGUAUAAAGUUGACGUUGUCUUUGCUGGUCAUGUUCAUGCCUAUGAACGAUCUGAACGGAUAUCAAAUGUCGCAUACAACAUUGUAAAUGGCUUGUGCACUCCCAUUAGCGACCAAUCUGCCCCAGUUUAUAUAACCAUUGGAGAUGGAGGAAAUCUAGAAGGAUUGGCGACCGAGAUGACAGAGCCCCAGCCAAGCUACUCAGCUUACCGUGAAGCUAGCUUUGGGCAUGGAAUUUUAGAUAUAAAGAACAGAACUCAUAUGUAUUUUGGUUGGCAUCGUAAUCAAGAUGGUUAUGCUGUAGAAGCUGACUCUGUAUGGUUACUAAACAGAUAUUGGAAUCCCUCAGAAAGAUCAUCUGUAGCUGCAUUACGAUAAGGGUCAUUUUCUUGUCUGUAAUAAGCUACUGAUACCAUGUAAAAUGCACAUUUCUCCUCUUUCAUAGUCUUGCCUUCUUUUUGCUUUGCUAUCUGGUGUCACUAUGGUGAGAACAUGUGUAGAACUACUUUAAAAACUAUUGAAAAGUUUGCAGGUAAGUUAGAGUUAAUUGUGAAUAACAGUGAUAUUGUUUGGAAUA
This is a messenger RNA of Quercus robur (English oak), 1951 nucleotides long. RefSeq names its product purple acid phosphatase 2-like. The transcript has 8 exons. Lineage: Eukaryota; Viridiplantae; Streptophyta; Magnoliopsida; Fagales; Fagaceae. Bases 325 to 1752 code for a protein of 475 amino acids. Gene Ontology annotation, molecular function: acid phosphatase activity; protein binding; metal ion binding. The record is from RefSeq and is a predicted model, not a curated record.